Molecule: messenger RNA, 16254 nt
Organism: Penicillium expansum
Lineage: Eukaryota; Fungi; Ascomycota; Eurotiomycetes; Eurotiales; Aspergillaceae
Product: non-ribosomal peptide synthetase
Exons: 5
Coding region: 1-16254 (5417 amino acids)
Biological process (GO): amino acid activation for nonribosomal peptide biosynthetic process; secondary metabolite biosynthetic process
Cellular component (GO): cytoplasm
Molecular function (GO): catalytic activity; phosphopantetheine binding
Source: RefSeq, a predicted model, not a curated record
AUGUUUGCGAAAAAGACGAACGGGGGCGCUCCGCUAUCAGCCCCGGAUGCGCCUGAUGCGGAAUCACCUUCAUCGCAAGAACUUGAUGACAUCUGGGAUAGCAACGCUGUAGUGCCAGAGACUGUCACAGGAUGCGUUCAUGAUUUGGUUUCUGAGGUAGCGCAAAGACAACCAGAUGCCCUCGCGGUUUGCGCGUGGGAUGGAGAUUUUACCUAUGCUCAACUAUCCGCCUUGAGCGAUCAUGUUGCUCAUCAUCUCUGUGAAAUGGGCAUUCCCCAGAAGUCCCCAGUCGCCCUUCUUUUCCCUAAGUCACGAUGGACAUGUGUUGCCAUGUUAGGUAUCAUCAAAGCCGGAUGCGCGGCGAUUGCUCUUGAUUCCACCCAUCCAGAUGCGAGACUUCGAUCUAUUAUUAGGCAUGCGCAGCCAAAGGUUAUGAUCUGCUGUGCAGCUACUCGAAACAGAGUAUCUCUCUUGGGAGAUUCACCUAUCCUUCAGCUCGACAAUAGUUUGUUGGAGACUGCAGGUACCGUAAAACAGCACACGGUCGAUUUACCUGUGGUAUCAUCGAAAGACAUAGUCUAUAUAUCUUUUACCUCCGGAACUACCGGCGAGCCCAAAGGAGCGUGUAUUUCCCAUGCCAACGUGAGAAGUGCGGUAAAUCACCAGGGGAAAGCUCUUGGCUUCCAUCGAGAGUCGCGCGUCUUCGACUUUGCACCCUACUCCUUUGAUGUGGCCUGGAGUAAUGUUCUUCACACGCUGUGCGCAGGCGGUUGUCUGUGCGUUGCCAACGAGCAAGAUAUGGUGAAUAACUUAUCAGCUGCUAUCAUGGCUUUUGCGGCUACUCUGAUCAACGUCACUCCCACUGUUCUGCGAACAAUUAGUUCGGUCCCACCAACACUUCAAACUGUACUUUUGAGUGGAGAGAUGCCAUAUCGAGAGAAUGUGACUCAAUGGGCUGGCCGUGUUCGCCUACUCAAUACAUAUGGUCCCACUGAGUGUACCUGGAAAUGUACCUUCUCACACCUCAAUCGCUGCGAGGAAGGCCGGCCGGAUAUUGGGAGAGGAAUAGGAUUCUGCCUCUGGAUUGUCAACCCCAACGAUAGCAGCCAGCUUGUUCCCCCUGGCACUCCGGGAGAACUGUACCUCGAGGGACCCAUGGUUGGCCAGGGGUACUUGUUCAAUCAAGAAAAGACUAGCGAAGCUUUCAUUGACAAUCCACCAUGGCUUUUAUCUGGCAGCUCUGCUGUUCCGGGACGGCAAGGCCGUCUUUACAGGACCGGGGACUUAGUUAAGACCCGCUCGGAUGGAAGCAUCCUGUUCCUAGGGCGGAAAGAUGUCUCUCAAUUGAAGAUCAGAGGUCAACGGAUUGAAAUUGGCGAUGUCGAGCACCAUGCGCGUGCUUGUUUGAAUGAUACACUGACGAUCAUUGCGGACAUCGUGCUCCCGAAGGGAACCGAUACUGCAUUGCUUGCGCUCUUUGUGCAAACUAGGAGUGAGAACUCCGAGACUGUCAAGACUGUGAUGAAUAAUCUUGUGUGCGAUUUAGACGGUGUGUUGCCAGCAUUUAUGCUUCCCGGAAUCUAUAUUCCCGUCGAAGAGAUACCGGUGGCUGCCACGGGCAAAGUCGACCGGCGAAAACUGCGAGAUCUUGGAGAUAGCUUGUCCUUGGAGCAGCUUCUUCAAUUACAGUCAACUAUUCUGCCAGUUCAAGAACACCGUGACCCAUCAACCGUCAUGGAGGAGCAGCUCCGUGGACUCUGGGCGCACGUAUUAAACAUACCAUCGACUGGAAUUAGUGUCACAGAUAGUUUCCUCCGUCUAGGAGGGGAUUCUAUUGCAGCCAUGCUGUUGGUCGCGGCAGCACGGAAUGCAAGUUUAUCCAUCACUGUGGCAGAUGUGUUCAAGAGUCCAGUGUUGAGUGAUCUUGCGCUCAUUAUGAAGGAAGAUUCUUUCUCCUCUGAAACGGAAGGAAUUAUCCCAUUCUCCCUAAUGGACUGUCCUGCCAAUACCCAAGAAAUGCGCGAGGAGGCUGCUAGACUAUGUAAUGUCGAAUUAGCUCAAGUGGAAGAUGUAUAUCCGUGCACCGCGCUCCAACAGGGCAUGCUCUCUAUCACAGCGCGAGGUGAGACCAAUAACGUUGCACGGACACUGUUCGAACUUCCUAGUCACACAGAUAUCUCCCGGUUCGAAAAGGCAUGGCUAAGCACCGUUCGCCAAGCAUCGAUCUUGCGAACACGGGUCAUCGACCUAACCAGCAAUGAUCUUGUUCAAGUUGUUGUCGAAUCUCCCAUCAUGCUGGGCCGAUAUGAUAAUAUCAACGACUUUAUCGAAGAUCCCAUUCCAAUGGGAUUGGGCGUCCCUCUGUGUCGCGCUGGCCUGGUUUCUGGAAACUCUCCCAGUCUGAUUGUUGAAAUGCACCAUUCAAUAUUCGAUGGCUGGUCUACUAAGCUGAUAUUGGAUGCCAUUGAAGCUGAAUACCAUGGGAAGAUGGCCCCUGCAUCUAUCCUGCCCUUCCAGUCAUUUGUCAAACAUACAAAAGGGAUGAAUAAGGAAACAUCCUUGCUCUAUUGGAAGACCUACCUGGACGGAGGGUCUGAAACGAAGACUUUCCCGUCUCCGGGGUAUCGACCAGGGGAAAAGCUUGACUUUAACCACAACGUCUCUGAGAUGCCGUGGGCACAUUCUGGAACCACACCUUCAUCGGUGGUUAGAGCAGCAUUGGCCCUGUUACUGGCCUCAUACACCAAUUCCAACGAUGUUAGGUAUGGCGCCACGAUCAGUGGACGACAGGCUUCUGUGGCUGGGAUAGAACGAGUUGCAGGUCCGACAAUCGCAACUGUGCCAGUCCGCGCUAAAUUUGACUGGAAUCAAACAGUCGAGAGCUGGCUUGAACAGGUCCAAAGACAGGCAGUGGAGGCGACUGAGCACGAACAGCUGGGGCUGCAGCACAUUGCUGGACUGGUUGAAGAUGCCAACCUUUUCCAGCUGCUCCUGGUAGUCCAGCCGGCUCAGCAGGCAAACACUCACGACGUGGAAGGUCUUUUCAGCCGUGUGAGCAGUGUUGUUAGCAGUUCUGAUCAACCCGGCAGUUUGAAAGUCGUUUGCAAGGAUGGAGAAGCCGACACUGUGGGCAUGUACAACCCAUAUGCGAUGAUGAUUAUCUGCCAAUUGCACGAGUCUGGAGUUGAACUGAAGAUCAACUUUGAUUCUGGUGCCAUCGCAGUCAAACAAGUCCAAAGAAUGUCAAUACAAUUUGAACAUUUGCUGCGACAGCUAUGUUCAGAGGAGUGUACUCAGAUGAACCUACGCGAUAUAACUGUUGCUACCAAGGACGACUUGGCUGAUAUUUGGUCAUGGAACGCAGCGCGAAUUGAGCCCAAAUUUCAAUCGAUCACUGAUGGUAUUUAUCGGCAAAGCGAGUCGAAGCCAGAAGCAGUUUUGAUAUCUGCGUGGGACCAGCAGUUCACAGCCCAACAGGUGCAGGCCUGGUCUGGAACGCUUGCUGGUCGACUUCUCCACAAAGGUGUACUUCCUGGCUCGAUUGUUAUCCUGGCCUUUGAGAAAAGCGCUUGGCAGGCAGUGAUGAUGCUUGCAGCCCUCCAAAUCGGUGCAAUUGUUCUGCCGAUGUCUGUACCAGUUUCCAAAACUCGCGCCCUGCAAGUCGUUGAGAGCUUGCAGCCCCAUAUUGUUGUUACCUCCACGUCAUCUGAUUUGUCUCCAUUUCACACGUUGACCCCAGUGCUCAGUAUCACUGACCUCACCAUGCCGGAAAGAAAAGGGUCCGAUGUUAUUCAAUCACCGCCAUAUUGCCAUCUGCCCAGUGACCCUGCUCUUAUUCUGUUUACCUCUGGAUCUACAGGGACACCAAAGGCUAUUGUGUGGAGUCACAGCGCCUUAUCAACCAACAUUCAAGCCGCAAUCAUGGCAUUUGGACUAACCGAUACCAGCCGAGUCCUCCAGUUUGCCGGUUAUGAUUUUGAUGUGAGUACAGUGGAGACUUUGUCUACCUUGAUUGCUGGAGGUUGCUUGUGCAUCCCAUCGGAGACAGACCGAAGGAAUCGGCUGACCGACGCAAUAAAUGGCUACAACGCCAAUUGGAUGUGCCUCACCCCGUCUGUGUCAGAGACCAUGAACCCGGGCAAUUUGUCAUCUAUGCAAACAGUGGUAUUUGCGGGCGAAAAGCUCGAGCACAAAACUGCUCUUCGCUGGCUUGACAAACACAAGAUUGUACAUAACUGGUACGGGCCAGCGGAAGCCUCGGUCGCCACUUCGUGCCUUGUAAGUCCCGACAGCUGGCGUCCAGGUAUGAUUGGGCAAGGUCGUGCCGGGCUAGCAUGGCUUGUCGACCCGAAAAACCCGAACUUACUGGCUCCAGUGGGAGCAGUGGCUGAGUUGUGUAUGGAGGGCUCUAUGCUAGCUCGGUAUGCUGGAGCCAAUGGCGCUGUGUUGAACAACGAGAGUUUUAUUUCCCCAUCGUGGCUGCAAGAUGGCCACUGGAAGACCCCUGGUCGACCAGGUCCAGUCUAUCGUACCGGGGAUCUAGUUACCUACGACUCGGAUGGCCGUAUCAUCUACCUUGGGCGUCUCCAAGACUCUCAGCGAAAGAUCCGAGGUCAGCGCAUUGACUUGGGUGAAAUAGAGCGGUGUAUUCAAGACUUCUUGACUGGUCUAAUGGACACAAUGCUUGUCGCAGAGAUAUUUUCUCCUGCCGGCGGUGACAACGAUACUUUGGCCCUCUUCAUCAGUCCCACUGAUGCCGUUCGCCGCGCAGACCCUCAAGCAUACCUUCAAAGUGCAUGGCCAGUUGAUGCUUUAGAGAAUCACCUUGCCAGCAUUCUCCCAUCGUAUAUGAUUCCCAGGGUGUACAUACCGCUUAGUGAACUUCCUAUCGGUCCGACUGGAAAGACAGACAGGCGACGAUUACGAGAGAUUGGAGGUUCCCUCACAUUGGCACAAUUGGCAAACAUGCAACCGACCCGAAAACAAGCCAGAAAGGUGAACACAGAUAAUGAGGAACUAUUGCAGCAAAUGUGGGCUCAUGUGCUGGGGGUUGAGCCGGAUGUCAUCUAUGCGACCGACCACUUCCUUCGCUUGGGAGGAGACUCGAUCAGCGCCAUGCGGCUCGUUGGAAUGGCCCGCACCCAGGGCUACUCCCUCACUGUUGCCGAUGUGUUCGAUUUUCCCGAACUAGAGAUGAUGGUCGAGAAAAUGGUCCACGGUGAGGAUCAUGCGGACAUGCAAGAUGUUCCAGCAUUCUCCCUUCUACCCCUGGGGGUAGACGAGUCAUACUGUCGAUCAUAUGUUGCCCAAAUUUGCUCAGUCUCCCAAGAUCAAGUUCUCGAUGUCUACCCCUGUACAGCACUUCAGGAGGGAUUGCUGGCGCUGGGAGCCAGAAGACAAGGACAAUACGUAUCUCGUAGUGUGUUGCCACUUCAAGACGACAUUGAUCCAGACCGACUCAAAAGUGCCUGGAAAAAGACAAUCGCCAAACUGUCCAUUAUGCGAACCCGAAUCGUGGAUCUCCCCGGCAAAGGGCUUGUGCAGGUUGUCCUCAAUGACACACCCUGGAGAUCUGGCCAAAAUAUCCAGCAGUACUUGCACAACGAUGAAACAGAGCCGAUGGCACUAGGGACCCAGCUCUGCCGUGCAGCCAUCAUCGAUCGCACGUUUAUCUUCACCAUUCAUCACUGCUUGUACGAUGGCAGCUCACUGCCCAUGGUGCUCCAAGAACUCCAGGCCCAGUAUUACGACCAACCAGGAAGGACUGUCACUGGAGUAGAGCAUUUUAUUCGCCAUUUGAGUCAGAUCAAUCCUCAGGAAUCAGACGAUUUCUGGAAGGCGCAGCUGUCUCGUGCUGAGUUCCGUUCAUUCCCCAUCCUGCCAUCCAGCACGUACGAGCCGCAAGCCAGUGACUUCAUGGAGCAUCCGAUUGCCCUGGACUGGCCUUCCAAGGGAGCGACCCCAUCCACAAUCCUUCGUGCAGCGUGGGCAGUCCUCGCAUCACAGUAUGUGGCCUCCAGUGAUGUCAUCUUCGGAGUGACAGUAAGUGGACGACAGGCAAAUAUAAACGGCAUGGAGAACUGCGUAGCACCAACUAUUGCAACGGUUCCAAUUGCUGUAUCAAUUGAUUGGGAGAAUACGGUCGAGACAUUCCUUCAAGGCCUCCAAAGACAGGGCCUGGACAUCAUGUCCUAUGAGCAAUACGGCUUGCCAAACAUUCAGCGAGCUAACGGAGACCGCAAUGCCGGGUUGUUCCAGACUUUGCUGGUGAUCCAGCCAAUAGCCACGGGGAACAGUUUACAUGAAGACAGCCGAUUGUUCAAGGCACGCAGCUUUGCGUCCAAUUUGAGCACUUUGGGGAUCGAUCCUUUCAAUGUAUAUGGCUUGAUGGUCAUCUGUCAACUUACUUCCUCGGGGCUUAACCUUCAAAUGAGCUUUGACCCAAAGAUCACCGACAAGCGGCAGAUUAAACAAAUUGUUUAUCAGCUGGAGACAGUCAUUCGCCAAUUGUGUACAAAGUCCCCCGACAGGACGACACUAAAAUCCAUUCAGACAACAAGUGAGCUCGAUCUGGAGCGCUUCUGGGCGCAGAACGCAGACCUACCCUCAGACCCCACAACGUUUGUACAUGACAAAAUUAGUCUGUGUGCCAAAGCGGACCCCGAGGCUAUCGCAGUUGAUGCAUGGGACGGCCAGUUUACAUACGGCGAGCUGGAUCAGGUUUCUACCGUUGUUGCGCGCAAGUUGAUCUUGCAUCUGGGAGUGAAGAAAGGGUCCGUUGUGCCCUUAUGCUUUGUCAAGUCUCGAUACAUGCCACUAGCUCAGGUUGCAGUCUGGAAAGCUGGUGCAGUGACCCUGCUACAAUCAGCAGACAUGCCAGAGCAGAGAAUGAAUCGUACUUUCCAGCACCUUCGGGUAGAAGUUGCCCUGGCUUCACCCGAGCGCUUGACGACGGUCUCGAAGUACGCUCGCUGUAUUACCAUGGAGCAAAUAUUGGACACUCCAUUGGAAGAAAUUAUCACGCCACUACCAUUGCUCGAGAUGGAUAGCCCGGCCUCAAUUCUGGUGUCCUCCGGUAGCACGGGUGAACCAAAACAUGUUCUUUGGAGUCACAGAGCUCUGGCUGCAAACGCAGAGGAACCGACCCUGCGUUUGUUGGUAACCCCCUCUUCACGCAUCUUCCAAUUUUCAUCGUACGAUUUCGAUGUCGCCACCCUGGAAACAAUCAUUGGGCUGACUCACACUGCUUGUCUUUGUAUUCCAUCAGAAGCUCAACGUCUCGAUGGCAUUGCGGCUGCAAUCAAUCACUUCGGUGCGAAUUGGGCCUUUAUCACCCCGUCCACCGCCCGGUUGCUGCAUCCUCAAGACGUACCAGGGCUGUCCACUAUCGUGAUGGGAGGUGAAAAUGUGUUGCAGAGUGAUGUCGAAAGGUGGAAAGGGUACUGUUCUGUCCGCAAUUGGUACGGGCCUGCAGAAUUCCCUGCAGUUACUGUCUACCCGGCCGAUGAGCCCAAUUGGUCCAGCGGUGUGAUUGCACGCAUUGACUCGUGCCGCUGCUGGCUUGUAGAUCCUCAAAACCGCCACAGACUCGUUCCAUUUGGUGCGAUCGGUGAGAUCGUGGUACAGGGACCUGCACGCGCGAGUGGCUAUGUCGGAAAUGCUUCUCUCACAGAAAAGCACUUCUACCAAAAUCCCACAUUCCUGUCUCGAGGUUUCGGAAGUGCUCACCCAGGCAGGCAGGGCUGUGUCUAUCGAACAGGUGAUUUGGCCCGAUACGAUUCCGACGGCUAUCUGGUGUUCUUGGGGCGGAAGGAUUCUCAACUCAAGGUGCUUGGUCAACUAGUGGUGCCCAAGGAGGUCGAGACCCAGAUUCAAAAAUGCCUCGAUCGGCCAGGCAAGCUCACUGAGGUCAUAGUCGAUGCCAUCUCGCCCCCAAGUGGAGGCGGAGUGAUGCUCGUUGGGUUCAUCGUCACACAGGAGGAUAUCAACCAAUUAACGAGUGGACUCAGCCAGAAGCUUCAGGCGGUUCUUCCUCGCUAUGCAGUCCCCUCGUGGUAUAUUGCACUUCAAAGCGUUCCUUUGACUACUAACGGGAAACGAGAUCGAAGGCGGCUCCUCGAGAUUGCUGCGUCGUCCACUCCAUCCAGCCAAAGAUCCACGGGGCGGCUCCCAGUCUCGACCGCUGAGAUCACUUUAGCGAAGCUGUGGUCUCUUACUCUAGGGACAGAGCCGGAGACAAUCUCGGCCACCGACAGUUUUCUGCAGGUUGGAAACUCUAUUGAUGCCAUGCGGUUAGUAGGUACCGCUCGCCAACACGGCCUGUUGCUCACUGUCGCCGGAGUGAUGGAAUUUCCAAUCUUAGAAGAGAUGGCCACCCUGCUGAAAAACCUCGAGGAUGCACCAGAUGAGAACAUUGAGCCAUUUACGCUGUUAGAUUCUGGCCGAGACAAGAAGCUUGCCCGUCAGCAAGCAGCAUUCGCUUGUGCUGUCGAUGAGGCCGACAUUGAAGAUUUAUUUCCUUGCACUUCUCUCCAGACAGGUUUGCUAGCUUUAACAAUCAAGUCCCGCGGGGAUUACACUGGUCGCAAUGUGCAGGAGCUAGGUCCUUCGAUAGAUGCCCACCGCUUCAAGCACGCGUGGGAAGAGCUGGUCCGCAUUGUGCCUAUCCUCCGCACACGCAUUGUCGAUAUUCCUGGGCAGGGAUUUGCUCAAGUCGUGAUCCGAGAGAAAACUGCUUGGAGCAAGGCCGAAAGCGUGGAAGAAUACAUGAGCCAGGAUCGCCAGUCUCCCAUGGGGUUGGGAACACCUCUCAUGCGUUGUGGAUUGUUUUCAUGCAAGUCAACCAAUGAAACAUCUGGUGCUUCCGGUCCAGUGCGCUGGUCCUUUGCAUUAACUAUGCAUCAUUCGAUAUAUGAUGGGCCGGCUUCAGCUAUGAUAAUGGGCACGCUGAAGAGUCUUUACGAUGGGGAAACACCGCUUCGACUGUGUCCCUUCCAGUCUUUCGUCAAGUACAUCUCCAGUCGGAAUAAAGACGCCGGAGUCAAAUUUUGGAAAACACAAUUUGAAGGCUGUGAAGCUUCGCAAUUUCCACUACUCCCUUCGGCUAGUUAUCAGCCAAGAACGAAUUCCACCAGAACUGUUCUAAUCGACGAUAUUAAAUGGCGAACUGAUGGGUUCACUCCUUCAACCAUCAUCCGCGCAGCAUUCAGCCUCGUGUGCGGUCAAUAUGCAAUCUCGUCCGACGUGGUGUUUGGCACAGUUGUCAUGGGCCGCAAAGCUCCCAUUCAAGGCACGGAGAGGAUCGCAGGUCCAACCAUUGCCACAGUUCCUGUGCGUGUGCAGAUCAAAAGUGAUGCCACUAUUCUACAAUUUCUCCAAUCUAUCCAGGACCAAGAGCGAGAGAUGGUCCCUCAUGAGCAAACAGGAUUGUCAAACAUCCGGCAAAUUAGCACUCUGGCAGAAGAGGCAUGUCGCUUCCAGACCUUGCUCGUGAUCCAACCACCUGAGCAGGCUAUGGAUGAUACUGGCUUAUUUAUCCCUCGGUCUGCUGAACAGGAUGAGGCCACCCGAUACCAUAGCUUCAGCUCUUAUGCGUUAUCGGUAGUGUGCAACCUCGAGACAGGUCGGUUGAGGGUCGAAUUUUGCUAUGACUCUGCCAUUAUCCAGUCAGAAACCAUUCAAACCAUGGCAGCCCACCUGGAUCAGGCCCUUCGGAGCAUGUGCACACAUAAAUUGCCCCACACAACGCUAGGCGAUGUCAACAUGAUGACACAGUCUCAUCUCAAUGAUAUCUGGACCUGGAACUCAAAGUUGCCUGCCGCUAUAGAUCGAUGCAUGCAUGAUCUAAUUAAAGAAGUUGUACAACGCCAGCCAGACAUAGUGGCUAUCUCUGCGUGGGAUGGUAGUUUAACAUAUGCUGAGUUAGACCGGCUGUCAACCAGGCUUGCAGGUCACCUAGUGCGGAUGGGGGUGAAAAAGAACAUGAUUGUGCCGCUCUGCUUUGAAAAAAGCUUGUACGCCAUGCUCGCCGUCCUCGCCGUUAUAAAAGCCGGUGGUGCCACUCUUCUCUUGGAUCCAUCACUGCCAGACUCUCGUCUUGAUGGUAUAUUACAACAGGUAAACCCCACUGUGUUAUUAUCAUCAAUCUCUCAAGAACAGCGCUGUUCACGAUGGGUGGCUCAUCCAGUGGUCUUGGGCAAGGGAUCCACCUUAUUUGAGACUAAUGCGACAAAUGGGACCACCGAAAGUCAUGACCUACCGUCUGUAUCUUCAGAUGACCUUUUGUACACCGUCUUUACAAGUGGCAGCACCGGAACCCCCAAAGGGUGUCUCAUGCAUCACCAACAAUUCACCAGUGCAGUAGUCCACCAGCAAGCCACGCUUGAAAUGAACUCAACUACACGUCUCUACGAUUUUUCAUCCUACUCCUUUGAUGCUGUCUACUGGUGCCUCUUUCACGUAUGGAACGCCGGAGGCACGUUAUGUAUCCCCAGCGAGGAAGAACGGAAAAGCGAUCUGACCGAGAGCGUGCGCCGGUUUGAGACCACGCACAUUUUUUUAACCCCCUCCACUGCGCGGUGGAUAGACCCGCAGCGUACUCCUACCCUGCGGUAUCUCUUUCUUGGGGGUGAGGCGGUCUUGCCAGAGGAUCUCGCUCGAUGGUCCCCACAUGUCAACACAUUUGAGGUAUAUGGACCCUCGGAAUGUUCCGCUAUUACGCUCUAUCAUCGAGUUCCUAAGACUAAAUCUGCCGCCGUGCACUCUAUCGGGAAGGGUAUUGGCGUUCUGACCUGGGUGGUGGACCCCGGGGACCAGGACCGACUGGCACCUCUUGGAACGGUAGGUGAGCUAUAUCUCGAGGGACCCCUAGUGGGACAAGGUUACUUCCAGAAUGAAGAGAAAACAGCAGCUGCCUUCAUUGAGAAUCCACACUGGUUAGGUCAGGGCUCCCCUGAUGGAACAGUGCCGGGACGGCGUGGCCGGAUGUAUAAGACUGGUGACCUUGUCAAAUAUCAUCCACUCACUGGAAAUCUCGCGUUCGUGGGCCGAAAGGAUACACAGGUCAAACUGCGAGGCCAACGCAUCGAGCUUGCAGAUGUUGAGCAUCAUGUCAUGCAUUGCUUAAUGGAUCGAUCUUCGUCAAAAGCUGCGCCGACAGCAAUUGCAGAGGUUAUAGAGCCAAUAGCCACAGGUCGGCCAAUGCUUGCCGUUUUUAUCGACUGCGAGCAAGCACAGUUGGCCGACUUAUUGCCUUAUCUCGAAGCUGAGUUGCCGAGUCGGGUUCCAUCCUACAUGGUGCCCGCAACAUACAUCGCGGUUCCCUCUAUGCCCAUGGCGGCGAGUGGCAAGACAGAUCGACGACGGUUGCGCGAGAUAGGUUCCAAUUUGACUCUGGAACACUUGGCACCCAGAGACGCCGCAACCACGUUGCCUCCCAGCACAGCCUCUGAGUGCCACCUACAAAGUUUGUGGGUUGAAGUCCUCGGUGUACCCGCCGAGAAGAUUGGGGCUGAAAGCAGCUUCGUUCGUCUGGGCGGCGACUCCAUUUCGGCGAUGCGAUUAGCCGCGUUGGCUCGUAUGCAAGGACUAGGCUUGUCGGUUCACAAUAUUCUCACAACGCCUCGAUUGUCGGAGAUGGCACAGACAAUGUCUGCCUUGACUUCAAAAGACAUCAAGGAGAUGGAAGCGAUCAAGCCUUUCUCUCUCUUGAAGCACCCCUCAGAACAAAAUGUUAUCUUGCAUGACUUCGCAAGCCAGUGCCACAUCCACGUCAGCCAAAUUGAAGACAUAUUCCCAUGCACGGGUGUCCAAAAGUCGCUGCUCUCCAUGACCGCCAAACGCGCCAACUCCUAUGUCGCUCGACUCUUGCUCAAACUGAGGAAGAAUGUCGAUGAGUCACGGCUCGUGAAUGCGUGGGAAAUGGUGAGCAGAGCUUCUGCCCCCAUUCUUCGAUCACGAAUUGUGGACUGUCCAAUGGAGGGGCUCAUACAAGGUACCGUGGAUGAGCCGCUACACUGGGAUGUCACUCAACCACUGCAGCAUUAUCUUCAAGAAUAUCAAACCAGACCCAUGGGUCUGGCUACCCCGUUGACUCGCCUAGCCAUUGUGGAAGAUGAACACAGCCAGGAGCGUUAUUGUCUGCUCACUCAGCAUCAUGCGAUAUAUGAUGGCUAUUCAUUGAACCUUCUCGUGGACGAGGUGUCCAAGGCUUAUGACGGCGUCCUUGAUGAGCAUGCCCCAGUAGCAUCAUUCCAAGCUUUUAUCAAGCAUGUCAUGGCGGUGGAUUCUGAGAAAGCAAAGGAGUUCUGGGGUCAUGAAUUUGCAGAUUUUGAGGCAAUCCCCUUUCCAGCAUUGCCUCAUGCGGAUCAUCAACCCAAAGCAGAUAGCACAGUACGACGCAAUUUGGAGGCAUUCCAGUGGCCACAGCGAGAUUGCACUCCGUCAACUAUCAUUCGUGCAUCGUGGGCCAUCCUUACUGCGCGGUACAUGGACUCGGACGAUGUAGUUUUCGGCGCCAUGGUCACGGGCCGGCAAGCUCCUCUUCAAGGUCUGGACCGCAUGGUGGCACCUCUUAUAAAUGCUGUGCCUGUCCGAGUCAAACUUGACUUCCAAGAAUCGGUUGAUAGUCUGCUCACUAAAAUCCAGAAGCAGUCCAUCGACAUGAUUGCCUACGAACAGACUGAGCUGCUCACAAUUCGACGCAUUGAUACAAACACCGAUCGCGGAAGCCGAUUCAAUACUCUUCUCGUUGUUCAGCCUGCAAGUCAAGGCUCGUCUGACGAUCAUCCUAAUGGCCCCUACGAGCAUCCCAGAAAGCUAGUCUCCGCCACUCAGGAUCUAGAUGACUCCAAUCCAAAUGCUAUCAUGAUCAUGUGCCAGCUCACGAACACGAAUGGUCUACAGCUUGAGUUCAGCUUUGAUUCCAGUGUGGUGGAUGCAGCGCAGAUGGAACGAAUUGCCUCUCAAUUUGAACACGUCUUGCGUCAAGUGUGUAUGGCAACGACACAGCCUGUCGAUCACAUUCAAACCCUCAGUGGUGCCGAUAUUGCAGAGCUAUGGGAAUGGAACUCGUCUGUUCCCCAGGCAAUCUCUGAAUGUGUGCACGGCCUAAUUACUGCAACUGCGCAGAAAUAUGGAGGGCAGCCAGCAAUCUGCGCCUGGAACGGCAAUUUAACUUAUUUUGAGUUGGACCAACUUUCCGAUCGCUUGGCCUCACACUUGAUCGCCUUUGGUGUUGGCCCCGGUACCGUCGUUCCACUUUGCUUUGAGAAGUCUAUGUGGCAUCCAGUGGCAGCUCUUGGUGUGAUGAAAUCGGGUGCUGCCUGUCUCUCAAUGGACUCGACUCAACCAGAAUCCAGACUGCAGUCUAUUGUGAGACAAGUCAACCCCCGGGUUGUUCUAGCAUCGGCCAAAACUGCUGGACUAGCUGGUCAAUUAUCUGAUGCUGAGGUCAUGAUUAUUGACCAAGAUUACCUAGACUUAGUGGCCAAAGAUAUUCUCACCCAGCCUUUGCCCACAGUUCACCCAUCUAAUGUGUUAUACGUGGUAUUCACCAGCGGCUCCACGGGAACACCUAAAGGCGUCGUGACUACACAUCAAAAUUUUGCAUCUGCUGCAGUGCAUCAGGCAGAGAUGCUGCGUAUUCAGCCAGGCACACGCAUAUUUGACUUUGUCUCUUAUAGCUUUGAUGUCUCAUGGUCCAACACACUUCAGACAUUGAUCCGCGGAGGCUGUCUUUGUAUUCCUGACGAGUUGGAACGUCGAAACGACAUCGCGGGGGCCUUCAAUCGCAUGAAUUGCAACUAUUCGUACUUCACACCCUCCGUGGUACAAUCUUUGGACCCAUUAAGCAUACCUGCACUCAAAACCUUGGCUAUGGGAGGAGAACCCAUUCCCACCACCGAGGUUGCUCGUUGGAAGCAGGCUGAGGCCGUCAUCGGCAUCUACGGUCCGGCUGAGUGUGCACAGGCCCUCACAUUCACUCUUCUCCGGCCAAAUGGACGUAACAACCAUGUAGGGUACUCAUACGGAGCCCGGACAUGGCUAGUGCAACCGGACCGUCCCGAUCGUCUGGCUGCAAUUGGCGCUGUGGGAGAGCUUCUCAUUGAGGGUCCCACAGUCAGUCGCGGGUAUUUUGAUGACUCUGACAAGACUGCUGCUGCGUAUAUCCAAAAUCCAUCAUGGUUGUUGGAAGGCGCACCAAGCAUUCUGGGCCGUCAGGCCACCCUAUACAAGACGGGUGACCUACUUCGAUACAACUCAGAUGGGUCGCUGGAUUUCCUCGGUCGUAAGGAUGGUAUGGUCAAGCUGCGAGGCCAGCGAAUUGAGCUGGCUGAAGUAGAAUACCAUAUCCGUGCUAACCUCCGCCAUCCUGAUCUAUGUGAUGGCCUUGCAGCAGAGAUUAUUACUCCCAACAACAGCAGUCCCAUUCUCGCCGUCUUUUUUGCCCUGUCCUCCCAUGGAGAGGCGCGGUCCGAGGAAGACACUUUAUCGAAACUGGCGCACUUGAUCGACGGUUUGGAGGAUAGGCUCUCCAAUUGUGUACCGCAAUACAUGAUUCCUGGUGCCUACAUCCCCAUCGAAAAGAUUCCAAUGACUACCACGGACAAAACAGAUAGAAGAACUCUACGGCAGUUGGGAGCUGUUCAAACUUUGGAGAAGCUGGCAAAACUACAAUCCCACGGGAAGACUCAUCGCGCACCUACCACAGCCAUGGAACAGAAAUUGCAAGUACUAUGGUCGGUGGUUCUUGGAAUGGAUGCAAACAUCAUCAAUGCCGACAGCAACUUCCUCAGAAUUGGUGGAGAGUCCAUCGCAGCCAUGCGACUGGUGGCCGCGGCACGAAAUUCGAAGCUCUCGCUCACAGUCGCGGAUAUUUUCAACGCGCCACGGCUCUCUCAACUCGCCCUUUUAGUGAAGGAAGCCGCGGAGGAGGAGUCUCUGCCACUGUUGCGUCCCUUCACUUUGCUCCAGGCCGAUGAUCCAAAGUCCUUCCUCACUCAGUUUGUCGAUCCUCUCCUCGACCCAGGGGCUGGGACUGUUAUUGAUGUACUUCCUUGCACCGACUUCCAAACUUGUGCAAUUUUAGAUGCUUUCCAAGACCCGCCCAGCCGAUUGCCUCAUUGGAUCUUCGACCUCCCAGCAGAUGUCGACUUCUCACGGUUAGAGCGGUCAUGCCACCAGCUAGUAGACCGUCAUGACAUCCUUCGUACAGUGUUCAUCCAAACACAAGGUCGAUUCUGGCAGGUCUUGCUCAACCAUUUGAAUCCCGCAUACGACAACUUCCAGGCAAAUCACGAUGAAGAUAUUACAACCUUCGUUGAUUCCAUUUGUGAGCUGGAUCGAAAAAGGAUUCGAGCCUUUGGCUCUUCCUUCAUUCGAUUCAUGGCAGUGCGGAGUCCCUCUGGGAAGCACCGACUCAUUUUCCGGAUCUCACACGCCCAGUUCGACGGCUUUAGCUGGGAUACGGUUCUCCGCAGUCUCUCUUCACUCUACUGCGGCGAAACUCUCUCUGACGAACCGAAGUUUGCCCAAUAUAUUGCUUACAGAGAGGACAAAAAGGCAGACGCCUUCACCUACUGGACAUCACGCCUUAAACAUACUCCAAAUCCUAACUGGAGUAGCAUUGAUUAUUCGAAAAGUGUGUACAGUACCAAGGACCGUCUGACCAUGAAAGCAACGGUUCCAAUGCCCGAAGGCCGGUUGGUUGAAGGGAUGUCGCCCGCGACUUUAUUCCAUGCAGCUUGUGCUAUGGUAUUGUCCCACCAGUACCAACAACCUCACGUUGUUUUUGGUCGACUUGUCACUGGCCGGUCGAUGCUACCGAGCAGUCUGCAAAAUGUGGUUGGUCCAUCUAUGACCGAGAUUCCUAUCAGCGUGCACAUUGACGACCAUGCUACUAUUUCUGGUGUUGCAUUGCAGUUGCAGCGUCAGCUCAUUGAGGAUUCCCGAUACGAAACCGCCGGGAUGGAAGAAAUUAUCCGGAACUGCACUAACUGGCCUGAUGACGCAAAAGACUUUGGCUGGCGGACCUCUUUCCAGCAAGAAGAUGAACGUAACUUCACUUUCCUUGGGACAGAAAGUCGGAUAUCGUUCUAUGAGGCAGACCUGCUGCCUCGAAACCGACCGGAAAUAUACGCUACCCCACGCGAUGGGAAGCUGGAUCUCGAAUUUGAGGGCAAUCGCCAGUUGAUCAGUGAGGAUCAUGUUCGAAGCUUUAUCCAAGGUCUGGAAAAGGUGUUGAGUGACAUUUGA